GCCCCUCCACAUGGGAGGACGUGCAAUUUGAAAUUCCUCGUCUGCUGGCUGGUGAUUGAUCAUUCCUGUUCUCUCCCUCGCCUAGUGUUAGCUCUGGACACAGACUGGUACAGAGCCUCCAUUGGGAUGAGGAAGGACUAACAUGGAGGCUUUUACCUUGAACUAGGGGUUUCUCCGCCUCAAACUGCAAUCUACCUCACCCCAGAGUCGGAUGAAGAUGAGAGUCUGGAAGGCUGUGGCUUGCACUCUGGCGUUCACCGGCGUGGACGUGCUGGUGACCACGCUGCUGUACGUGCACAGCCGUAGCGGCAAGGACAUUGUCCAGGAUCUGAAGCACUUCAAUGUCUUUAAUUCCAUGUUGGACGUGUGGGGGGCAUGUCUGUACAGGAGCUGCUUGCUUCUCGGCGCUGCCAUUGGGGUUGCCAAGAACUCAACCUCUGGCCCCCAGCGCCUGAAAGCAUCCCAGACCUUCAUCACCUUGGUCUGCCUGCUAGUGGGCAUUUACGCCCUGGUCAAACUGCUGCUCUACUCGGAGGUCAGGAAGACCAUUAGGGACCCCUGGUUUUGGAGUUUGUUUGCAUGGACGUAUGUGUCGCUGGCUGCAACUUUCUGCCUGUGGCAGCUGCUGUCUUCCGUCACAUCCUCCAGAGAAGCCUUGGGGGUCAGUUCGGAGUCCAGGGCGGAAGCCGAGGAGAUAUGUGACCCCAGCCCUGUUACUGUGCAGGAAAAGAGGGAAGAGGCGUCACGAGCCACUAUCCAUAAGCUGCUGUCUUACACCAAACCAGAUGCUCUCUUCCUCGGAAUAGCCACUUUCUUCCUCCUGGUUGCUGCUUUGGGAGAAACAUUCCUUCCUUAUUACACUGGCUUGGCGAUUGAUGGAAUAGUCAUCCAAAAAAGCAUGGAUCAGUUUUCCACCGCAGUGGUGAUUAUGUCGCUUCUUGCUAUAGGAAGCUCAUUUGCCGCAGGUAUCCGGGGUGGCGUUUUUACGCUCAUAUUUGCCAGGCUGAAUAUUCGACUCCGCAACUGCCUCUUCAAGUCACUGGUCGCUCAGGAGACAAGUUUCUUUGAUGAGAAUCGCACAGGGGACAUCAUCUCCCGGCUGACCUCGGACACAACGAUCGUGAGCGACCUCGUUUCCCAGAACAUUAACAUCUUCCUGCGCAACGUGGUGAAGGCGACGGGCGUGAUCGUCUUCAUGUUCAGCCUGUCCUGGCAGCUCUCUCUGGUGACCUUCAUGGGCUUCCCCAUCAUCAUGCUGGUGUCUGACCUCUACGGGAAAUAUUACAAGAAGCUCUCCAAGGAGGUUCAGAAUGCUUUGGCGAAGGCCAACAACACAGCAGAAGAAACCAUUUCGGCCAUGAAGACUGUGCGCAGCUUUGCAAGUGAGGACAUGGAAGCAAAUGUCUAUUGGGAGAAACUGCAGCAAGUGUACAAACUGAACAAAAAGGAAGCCCUGGCCUAUACGUACUAUGUGUGGUCCAGUGGGCUGACUCUUCUUGUGGUGCAAGUCAGUAUCCUUUACUAUGGUGGCCAUCUGGUGAUCUCUGGACAAAUGACCAGCGGAAACCUGAUAUCUUUUAUUAUUUAUGAAUUUGUCUUGGGAGAUUGCAUGGAGUCUGUUGGUUCCGUCUACAGCGGAUUAAUGCAGGGAGUAGGAGCUGCUGAGAAAGUGUUUGAGUUUAUAGAUCGCAAGCCGACGAUGGUGAACGAUGGAACCCUGGCCCCAGACCAUGUGGAGGGUAAAGUGGAGUUCAGAAAUGUUACUUUUUCCUAUGCUACCCGGUCUGCAACACAAGUCCUACAGAAUGUGUCCUUCACCCUCUAUCCUGGCAAAGUGACUGCGCUUGUGGGUCCUUCGGGCAGUGGGAAGAGCUCCUGCGUCAAUAUUCUGGAGAACUUCUACCCUCUUCAAGAUGGGCAGGUCCUGCUGGACGGGCAGCCUAUUAACAUGUAUGAUCACAAGUACCUGCACUCAGUGAUCUCUUUGGUGAGCCAAGAGCCAGUGUUGUUUGCUCGAUCUAUUGCAGAAAAUAUUUCGUACGGGUUAACUUCAGUCUCGUUUGAGUCGGUUGUCCAAGCUGCUCAGAAGGCCAAUGCACAUGCAUUUAUCACAGAGUUGCAAGAUGGCUACAAUACAGAAGCUGGUGAAAAAGGAGCCCAGCUGUCUGGUGGCCAGAAGCAGAGAGUGGCUAUUGCAAGGGCUUUGAUCCGAGCCCCCCCAAUCCUAAUCCUAGAUGAAGCCACCAGUGCCCUGGAUGCAGAGAGUGAACACACGAUUCAGCAAGCAAUUUAUGGUGACUUGCAGAACCACACUGUGCUUGUCAUAGCCCACAGGCUGAGCACUGUCGAGAAGGCACACAACAUCAUUGUUUUAGACAAGGGCCGAGUGGUGCAGCAGGGAGUGCACAAGGAGCUCAUGGAAGAAGGCGGCCUUUAUUCCAAGUUGGUGCAGAGACAGAUCCUCGGGCUCGAAACUGGCACAGGGGCCGGCUAUCAUCUGGAGACUAGCUUAGCUGCUGCCAGUGGAGAUUCGAUGAAGCCGCCGGGAGGACUGGAUGAAGAGUUCAGGGUGUGACGUGCUCUCUCUGGAUUGAGACAGGAUGGUUAUAAUCCUGUAGCUCACAAGUGAGAGAGCACCAGGGAGUCCAUGCAAGAUCCUUGCUGGGAUGCUGAAACAGGAGUCCACUGUAGUCCAGAUUCAGACACAUUACUGUAGAACAAGGCCUGUUUACUAGUCACGCAUACUAAGCUUCCAGUAGGCAGACUGGUAAAACAGGGAAACAAUGGGCCCAGUUUAUUAAGGGGAGUUGGAUCUUUAGCAAUUCCCAGUAUUUCUACUGGGUUUCUUUUCUUAGAAUCAUCAAUUCCCAAGGCAGUUGAUGGGGUCUGUUCUCCCACUGAUAUGCCUGUUUAACUGCUGUUAAUUGUAACGGGUGUUAUACACAUGCAUGGAGGGGAAGAAUGAAACCCCUUAAGGAACUUCAGGAGGUAGUUUUGUGAAUUGGUAGGAAGACAUUGAACAUAAAGUAAGAUCUUGAGCCUGCAGUCAGUCUGGUGCCAAUCCCACACUCAGUGAAGUCAAUGGAAAGACUCCCGUUGGUUUCAAUGGAAGCUGGAUCAGCCCCGAAGUGAAGAACUCUGAGGCCUGGUCUACACUAGGGGGCAGGGUCGAUGUAAGAUACGCAACUUCAGCUACGGGAAUAGCGUAGCUGAAGUCGAAGUAUCUUAUUUCGACUUAUCUCCCGUCCUCAUGGAGCAGGAUCGACAGCCGCAGCUCCCCCUGUCGACUCCACUACCGCCGCUCGCCCUGGUGGAGUUCCGGAGUCGACGGGAGUGUGUUCGGGGAUCGAUAUAUCAUGUCUAGAUGAGACACGAUAUAUCGAUCCCCGAUAAACCCAUCGCUACCUGCCGAUCUGGCGGGUAGUGUAGACAUACCCUGAGUCAGAUCUAUGAGAGUUCUGCCCAGAGUGUCUGCAGGUUCAGGUUCUGGUGCAAAACAUUACCAUGCAGAGCUUUUAUUAGCUCCAUUGCAGUGAGCCAGGGGCCAACCGGCAGAUCCUGCCUUCUGAAUCGCUGAUGGAGUUUGAGUGUUUUGUUUUUAAAGGAGGUGAAGUUUUACCACAGCUUGGUUAAUUUUUUUAAAUGGCUCUAUCUCUAUGGGCACCAGCAUGGUGUCUGUCUGGCUCCAUCAUCCAUUGAAAGCCAGUCAGAAUUAUUUCAAAAUUUGUUUGUUUUUAAAUUCACAAUUUCAGAGCUGGGUUGAGAAAUAUUACCUAAAACCAGGCAUAAAAUAUAAAUGAUGGCACUUUAUAAACCCUACCCGGGACCCAUUCAGCUGUGGGCUGUGCUAGCAGCUUCAGUGCAUGAGAGAUCCAUACAGCUGCGUUCCUUGAAAUCUAACUGCAACUGCCGGAAUUCCACAUUUAGGUCUUUGAUUAUUUUAUUUAUGUAUGUAUUUAUUUAUGAGUAGGAGGGCGGAAAGAAAGAUACCAUUUCUAACUGCAUACAACACUGGUGGAUCUGGCCCAAUCUUACUACCACACCAUAAAGAUUGGCAGGAAUGUUUAUGCAGCCAGCAAGGUGCUACUUUAAAAAUAGCAUUAAUUGUAUCUUAUACAGGGAAGAUUGAUUCAGGUUGCGCAGUUAUUUAAUGACCUCAAGCACUUUAGCGCUCGUGUUAAUUACUUUCCAGGGUUUGGAUGCUGCUCUGUAAUACUUUGUGGCAGCUUUCUUGUUUGCAAUGUUGUUAUUUUUUAUUUUGAAAGUGAUGUUUUACAAACUGUUUUAGUGUCCUCAAAGGGGAUACUUUAAAAAUAAAAUACUACCUCUGCCGUUCAACUUCAUAACCAGUGUCUCAAGGCUUGAUUCAUGUACAAAUAAGUUGCAGGUUAUUUUUAAUGAGACAACUUGUGAAUACAACCACAUACCUUUCUGGCCCUGUCACUGGGAAUGAUGAGAUGCAAUACCUACAAGGAUCAGGUUAUGCUGAACAUCAGCUAAUCAUACUGAAUCCUAACAGUAGGUGUAACCAGCUUCACGACUUGUUUUUAUUCUGUCUCUCAUUUGGUUAGUACUUCUGCCCUUCUGUGUGAUAUUAUCUCAUCAUUUCACAAAGCAACGUGCCCCAUGACCAGCUCUAUCUUUAGUAUCCAGCCUUUGUAAUGUGAUCAAAGUCUGGGCCUUAAAAUUCAAAGGUAACCCCAGGGGGAUGCCAUUCCUAGUACAAUCUCUUGUUUUCUCUUCCUGUGCUUGUGAAAUUCUGUCUCAUUCUAGAGAGUCAUUUGUACCAUUCUACAGACAUUUCCACAGCUAGGCACAUACCUGAUUGCAGAAAAUUAUUCUGUAGGUGUGACAGGUGUAUGGACCCCAUGUAGAAGCUGAAAGGGGUAGAGUUAACUCUGCAUUUACAUCAAUGUAACUAGGAACAAAAUGUGGCCAAUAGUCCUUAAAAGUGGAGUAAAUUUCUACUCCUUUGCAAAGUCUGAGAAAUAUGAUUAAUGGACCUAGAGAACAUUGCCUUUGCCUAUGAAGUGCUAUUUAGAACAAUCCUAGGUAAAGAAAAUAAAGUGCCAGCUAAGAAAUGGGAUGCUGGAAAACAGAGCUAGAGGUGCACAGGUGAGCUGGAGAGUCCUAUAAAAAAUUAAAUGGGGUAUGUAAACUGUAAUACAUUUCAUAGCAAUGCCAGCACUCUCAAAGACUGCACUGAACCUGAACCUGCAUAGCGUUAUGUUAAAAUUCGCUCAAAUAGGAAUCUUGGUUCCCAGCCUUAUUAUAAUAAUCUCAUUUUUAUUAAUACUCCAGAUGCUUAGAUCCUAAGAACACACUGGAAACUGCAAACAGGCCAUAUCAAUGGCAACAGUCUGACCUGACAUCAGAUUUUGACUUUUCUAGGUGUUCAUUGCCACAGAUGCUGAAUUCCCCGCUAUACAGUAGAACAACUCAAGGCAAGUUUUCUGGAUAGGGUUAAAUGUUAUGGUUUCUGAACCCUUAGUUAUCCUGUCAAACCACAA
Mauremys reevesii (Reeves's turtle) is the source of this 5510-nucleotide messenger RNA. It is a transcript of the gene ABCB9, whose product is annotated as ATP binding cassette subfamily B member 9. The coding region runs from base 212 to 2575 and encodes 787 amino acids. Gene Ontology annotation, cellular component: lysosomal membrane. NCBI's taxonomy places the organism in Eukaryota, Metazoa, Chordata, Testudines, Geoemydidae. The record is from RefSeq and is a predicted model, not a curated record. Gene Ontology annotation, biological process: peptide transport; transmembrane transport. Gene Ontology annotation, molecular function: ATP binding; ATP hydrolysis activity; ABC-type oligopeptide transporter activity. The transcript has 12 exons.